This is a messenger RNA of Sphenostylis stenocarpa, 213 nucleotides long. The record is from the annotation of a GenBank genome assembly. Lineage: Eukaryota; Viridiplantae; Streptophyta; Magnoliopsida; Fabales; Fabaceae.
AUGGAUGCGAUGAAAACUGCUUAUGAGAUCCUUAGGCAGAACGCUGAGAUUCGGUACAAUAGUAUGAUUCUCUUUGGAUUCAUCAUUUGGUGCAUUCCACAACCCUUCCAAGAUUCUGAGGCUUCUUCACCUCCCUCGCAUCUGAAUUCAAACUCACUUGAACUAAAACAUCGGAUUCUGAAGCUUCUUCAACUCACUCGCACCAAAUCUUAA